This is a messenger RNA of Brassica oleracea var. oleracea, 2164 nucleotides long. RefSeq names its product trehalase. Gene Ontology annotation, biological process: trehalose catabolic process. The transcript has 11 exons. NCBI's taxonomy places the organism in Eukaryota, Viridiplantae, Streptophyta, Magnoliopsida, Brassicales, Brassicaceae. The coding region runs from base 203 to 2044 and encodes 613 amino acids. The record is from RefSeq and is a predicted model, not a curated record. Gene Ontology annotation, molecular function: alpha,alpha-trehalase activity.
GUAUUGAAUUUGGACGCCUUGGAUACUUGAGCAUAUUGUUAGAAAGAUCCCAAAUCCACACAAACUUGCCAAACAAAUCUAAUCGUUAUCAUCUGACUCAGCCAGAGGGUUCAGUGGUAUAUAUAUUUCCCAAACAAGCUCUUCUUUCCUUUUUCGUAUGCGUUCUUCUUAAAACCCCUAGUCAAAGUUCAUACCUUUGGUUAUGAAUUCACACAAACAUAACACUAGUCCAAUCUCUACACUCUCCUUCUCGUCUCAUUACAAAUACUCCCUCUUUGCUACCUCCUUAGACCUAAAACGACAGCGUUUCACUUCUCCGUUGUUGUUGAUCGUCUUGUUCCUCUGUUUGUCUUUUGCUACUUCCAUGGGAGUCUCAGACUCAGGUCCUGUUGUUCAGACGACCCCACUCGUCACCUUCCUCCAGCGCGUGCAACUCACGGCACUCCGAUCAUACUCCAAGAAGCCUGACCCUAAAUUCUACAUCGACCUGUCUCUCAAGCUCCCUCACGAUCUCUCCACCGCCGAGUCCGUCUUCGACGAUCUCACGACCGGGUCACGUGACCUGUCAGUGCCAGUGGAGAAGCUUGAAAAGUUCGUCCACGAAUACUUCGACGAUGCAGGGAUCGAUCUGGUGCACCACGAGCCAGAGGACUUCGUCUCAGAUCCCACCGAGUUUCUCGCCAACGUGGAGAACGACCAGGUCAGAGAAUGGGCGCGUGAGGUACACUGCCUGUGGAGAACCCUAAGCUGCAGGGUCUCUGACUCCGUGAUAGAGUCACCAGACCGGCACACGCUUCUCCCGUUGCCGGAACCGGUUAUCAUUCCCGGUUCGAGAUUCAGAGAAGUUUAUUACUGGGAUUCUUAUUGGGUUAUCAAAGGACUUUUGACGAGUAAAAUGUUCACUACGGCCAAAGGUUUGGUGACGAACCUGAUGUCACUUGUGGAGACUUAUGGUUACGCUUUGAACGGUGCUAGAGCUUAUUACACUAACCGAAGCCAACCACCUCUAUUGAGCUCAAUGGUCUAUGAGAUCUAUAACGUAACCAAAGAUGAAGAACUUGUGAGGAAAGCUAUCCCUGUGCUUCUCAAAGAGUACGAGUUCUGGAACUCAGGAAAACAUAAGGUUGUUAUUCGAGACGCAAGUGGCAAUGAUCACAUCUUAAGCCGGUAUUACGCCAUGUGGAACAUGCCUAGACCUGAAUCCUCUGUGUUCGAUCAAGAAUCAGCAUCGGGGUUUUCGAGUACGUUAGAGAAACAACGGUUCCAUCGAGAUAUAGCUACGGCUGCUGAAUCAGGAUGCGACUUCAGCACGCGAUGGAUGAGACACCCUCCUAAUUUUACAACGAUGGCUACAACAUCAGUUGUUCCUGUUGAUCUAAACGUCUUUCUUCUCAAGAUGGAACUCGAUAUAGCGUUUAUGAUGGAGAUUGCUGGAGAUAGAAAUGGUUCAGAGCGUUUUGUGAAAGCGUCAGAAGCGAGAAAGAAAGCGUUUGAGACCGUGUUUUGGAAUGAAAAAGCAGCGCAGUGGCUAGAUUACUGGCUUUCCUCCAAUGGUGAUGAGCCUGAGACAUGGAAAGCUGAGAACCAAAACAACAAUGUUUUUGCAUCUAACUUUGCUCCAAUCUGGACUAGUUCCUUCCAUUCAGAUGAAAUCCUUGUCAAGAAAGUUGUGAAGGCUCUUGAAAACUCAGGACUCAUCGCUCCCGCUGGAAUCCUAACCUCUUUGACAAACUCGGGACAACAAUGGGACGAUCCUAAUGGAUGGGCACCGCAACAAGAGCUGAUAGUUACAGGACUCGCAAGAUCUGGUCUAAAGGAAGCUAACGAGUUGGCAGAGGAGAUUGCAAGGAGAUGGAUAAGAAGUAGCUAUCGUGUUUACAAGACAAGUGGGUUUGUUCAUGAGAAGCUCAAUGUUUCAGAGUUUGGUGCAUAUGGUGGUGGAGGGGAAUAUAAGCCACAGACGGGAUUUGGAUGGUCAAACGGAGUUAUAUUAGCAUUCUUGGAGGAGUUUGGAUGGCCCUCUGACCUGAGCAUUGAACCGUAGAUUUACUACUUUUGUAUUAAACAUUAAAUAAAAGGAAUUACUUCAUAAUUUGCAAUUUUAUUUAAACUUUAUGAUAGUGGUAAUUUACUAGUAGUUUCACUUUUUGUGUGGAUUCGGUUA